AGCUUCCAGCCACAUCUAAGCUCACUGAGAGAGAAAAGCAGAAACCAAGCGACAGAAAACAGACAGAUGUACUCACGGUCAAACAGCACGACUAUGACUGUUCAGCAGGAGAGAUUCGCCUUUAGCUCCGGGAUGUCCGCCCGCAGCACCCAGCCAGAGGUCUUCACCUUUGAGCGGAUUCCGCCUCAGGCCACCGCCGUGCGCUCCUACGUGCCGGUCCGGCCCAAGAAGCGCUGCAUCCGGGUCAUGUACCCCGCCAAGGUCCGCAUGCACCUCCCGCCGCCCGAGAGGAGCCAAGCCAAGCGCUGGCUGGUCUUCCUGUGCCUGGUGGUCCUUUGGCAGAUCUACACCGAGGAGCCGUGCGUGGAGGCGCCGCUGAGCGCAGACUGCUCCAUCGCUGAGUACCGGGGCUUCAGCUUCCAGUCCGCAGAGAGCCAGGCCCGCCACAUGUCGGAGCUCAGCUCCAAGCCGAGCGGCUGUGAGAACAGCGGUGCCUCCAGCAGCGAUCAGAUCAUCAGCAGCCAUCCCUGCAUCUCCGCGGCGCAGCAGAGCGAAUCCAGCGGCUUCGAGCAGAGCGCAGGACAGAGCAUGGUGGCCCUGCUGGUUUACCACCGACUGGGGAACGACAACUAAGUCCGACCGGACCGGGUCCACCCUGCAACGCCCAAAUAUGGGCUUUAAAAAACACUGAGCCGAGCUGGAGGAGAUUCUAAGAACCUCUGGAGGGGAACGGCGCGCCCCGCGCGGCGUGGCCGGAGAGGAGACUCCACGCGCGGCUUCACCAGCCAGCAGACUCCCCUGAUCACUGGGGGGGAUGAACUGUCUGGGAAAGAGAGAGAAAUCUGGGAGAAUGACAGAACUGUGAACACUAAGAAAAAAACAGAAACUUGAGAUCCAGAAAACUUGAAGUGAAUGAGUGAAAAUCUGCACAAAGACUCUGACUUUGCACUGUGAGCCUGCGGGCUGAGAUCAGAUGUUUGUUAUGUUCUGUGUCUCUGAUGUAGGCUGACAUGCCUGAACCUGACACUGUGUUAUUCAUAUUUUCUAUACAUGUCUUAUUUUGUUAUUUAUUUUAUUUGCUAUUUAUUAUUUUGUAAUAAAACCCCUUCAAAUGAA
Cyprinodon tularosa is the source of this 1116-nucleotide messenger RNA. RefSeq names its product immediate early response 3 (gene ier3). Gene Ontology annotation, biological process: negative regulation of apoptotic process. NCBI's taxonomy places the organism in Eukaryota, Metazoa, Chordata, Actinopteri, Cyprinodontiformes, Cyprinodontidae. The transcript has a single exon. The record is from RefSeq and is a predicted model, not a curated record. The coding region runs from base 67 to 633 and encodes 188 amino acids.